This is a messenger RNA of Tachysurus vachellii, 2135 nucleotides long. It is a transcript of the gene mlpha, whose product is annotated as melanophilin a. The record is from RefSeq and is a predicted model, not a curated record. The transcript has 15 exons. Gene Ontology annotation, biological process: intracellular protein transport. Gene Ontology annotation, cellular component: cortical actin cytoskeleton. Lineage: Eukaryota; Metazoa; Chordata; Actinopteri; Siluriformes; Bagridae. Gene Ontology annotation, molecular function: actin binding; small GTPase binding; myosin binding. Bases 92 to 1816 code for a protein of 574 amino acids.
CAACAACAGCAGCUGAUCUGUGUUUAACACGAGGGCGAGAGAGGUCUUUUUUUUUAAGGCUACAGUAAAAAAAAAAAAACAACGUUGUAGCAUGGAUAAGAAACUGGACCUAUCCCGACUCACAGAUGAGGAGGCCAAGCAUGUGUGGGCGGUGAUCCAGAGAGACUUAGAACUUAGGAAGAAAGAGGAGACGAGACUCGGGGGGUUAAGGACAAUAAUUGAGAAAGAGGCCACAAAGCGAGAGCUCCUGACCUCUCAGUCCAACCUCACUGAUUCCCACUGCAUUCGCUGCCUGCAGCCCUUCAAGUUCCUGGUGAACAGCAAACGGCAAUGUCUGGACUGCUGUCUCUACACCUGCAAGACUUGCAGCCGCUACAGUACAAAGGAGCAUGGAUGGGUGUGCGAUCCAUGCCGAAUGUCCCGGAUCCUAAAAAUUGGAACCCUGGGCUGGUAUCAUGACAACAUACACUCUCGCUUCAAGCGUUUCGGCAGCGCCAAAGUGAUGAGGUCCCUUUACAAGAGAUUAAACGAAGAGGGUCGCCGUGACGAUGAUGUGCAAUCCAUGCCUGACGUCCACAAUGUAUACAAUGGACAUGAUGAUGAGCAUAUGGAUGCAAUGGAAGCCCAGCGUUAUAAACAGAUACGAAAGACAAAACGUUUACUCUCUGUCCACCCUAUGGACCUGGAAAUAGAUGACUAUGGCAGCCAUUCCCGCCGACAUUCUGUGCAGUAUGUACAAGAUGAACGUGGAAUGCUGAGGAAUGAUUUGGAAUACAACGCUGACCAUCACCAUCAUCACCGCAUGAAUCGGAGGAAGAGUCUGGACCGUUUCUCACGACCAGAUGAUGGCUUGUACUCUGAGCACAGGAUGGCCCGUGCUCGCUCUCUAUCCAAGAUCCCUGCCUUACCACAGCGCUCUUACUACCUGGACACCUCAGAAGAAGAGGAGGCUUAUUGUUUCCCAGUCUAUCAACUCCCAUCACGCCGUCGGAGCCGGGCCUCCUCUCAGGAAAACAUCACUCACAGCACUCCUCCAAUCAAUGAACUGAACAAGAGAAUGUUUGCCAUUGAGAGUCUCCUGAAUCGACUGGAGGUGAAGAUAGCUUUGCCUAAUGAUCAGCAGGCGCAAGUCUCAGCAAGCCAGCUGGAGGAGGAGAAGCUGAAAAAGAAGUUGGAUGAGCUGAUGAGUGACAGAGCACUGUCUUCAGAAGAGGAUGAACCUAAGAAACCCACUCAAUUCAAGGGGUCUGGUGUGAAAGGUGUCCAACACACUGAACAAGCAUCAACAAGACAGGAAGCAGCCUUGAGCUCGUCUAGUGAUGAGAUGCCUACUGAGACUCAGAAGAGAUCCACCGCUGCGGCUCUGUGCGACAUCACAACCGAGGUUCUAAGAACUAUUAAUGCCACAGAAAAUGCUAUGAGUGAGUUGGCCCCCUCAAACCCUAAUGACAGACCUCAGUUAGAGGUCACAGACGUAAAGCAAGCUGAUGCUGCUUACAGGGAGCUUGAGAAAAAUGUAUAUCUGACAGCCGGGAAAUCAUUUGACAUGGAGAGGAAGUUGAGGCAGAUUGAACGGAGUGCUAUGAACCAAUAUACAGGCCCUCUCACUGACUCUGAACUCUCUGAGCUGGAGGAUCAGCUUUCAGCAGCUGCUGCUAAAGUGCACAACACAGAGAGCGAGGUGUCAGACAUCGAGAAUAAAAUUGCUGUUCUUAAUGCGUCAGGAUUAUCAAUAGAUAAAGCCAAGAAAAAGGCAUCAAGCAUGCAAAAAAGAAGAAAGUCCCAAGACAUCCCUAUAAAUAGAGUACAUUUUUGAACCUGAACAUGAAGGAAACGCUGAUUUAACAAUAAUUUUCUACAGCUUUAAUUCACACUACUGAUUUAACAACAUUGCUUUACUUUGUUCUGUUGUUCUACUUUUCUUUAUACCCAGAGGACGUAUUGUAAUCUAGCACAAGGACCUUUUUCCUGUCCUUUCCACACAUUUGCUGUGACAUAUAAAAAUACAUGAGACAUGCUUUUAUAAAUCUUUCCUCUAGCUAUGACUUAUCACUUAUGAACUGUCAUGAAUGCUUAAAUGUUUCUUUUUUUGGAGUAAAAGAAACAUAUAAACAAAUUCCCAUGAAACCCUUUUU